Aphis gossypii (cotton aphid) is the source of this 2172-nucleotide messenger RNA. RefSeq names its product basic salivary proline-rich protein 1-like. Gene Ontology annotation, molecular function: RNA binding. The record is from RefSeq and is a predicted model, not a curated record. Lineage: Eukaryota; Metazoa; Arthropoda; Insecta; Hemiptera; Aphididae. The transcript has 4 exons. Bases 504 to 1880 code for a protein of 458 amino acids.
AUCUAUAGCUACUACAAGAAUAGAAGUUAAAAAAAAUAAUCAAGUUUAACAUUUAGUAUGAUUAAAAUUUAAAACCACCAAAGUAUUAUUAUUUAUGUUUAAAAAAAUGUGUAUUGUUUUCAACAACAAAUCUGUAAGAUGUAAAAAGCACUUCAUAUGUAAGAUGCAGUUGCACACCCUUAUAUCUCAAAAAUGACUCUCUUGAAGUGAUUAUAAAAUAACACAAUUUAAUAAUAAUUAUGUGAGAUGGUAUAGUUAUGAACAAAUAUAGCACAGUUGUUUACCAGUAUUAAAUUUUAGAAUUUAUUGUAAUAUCAGUUGGUUUAGAAUUUUUAAAUAUAUGGAAAUUUUUAGGUGCUUAAAAACUGGUGAAUGACAAAACCUUUUUAAUGUUUGGCGUAUGGCAAUGCUGUUUCAUUACUUUUGAAUUUUCAAUAUUGGAAAUCUUGUCGUUAUUAAAUAAUUUAUAUUUGUUUUAGUUGUUAAGGAGAACUAGGAGUAAAAUGAUGAAGAUCAUCGACUGUAAAAUAUAUGUUGUCUUAAAAGAUUCAACAAUAUUUGUCGGUAUACUUAAAGCUUUUGAUCAUAAUUUUAAUUUGGUUUUAGCCAAUAGUCAAACAUUUUUGGAACACAACAUACUUGGAUCUCCUGCUCUUGAUGAGUCAAACAGACAAAAACGUUUACUUGGCUUAAUUGUAAUACCGGGGAAAAACAUUAUAUCUAUAGAUAAUAAACUGGGAUCUGAUGUUCCUAAAGUACCUAUCACAGAUAUAAUUAUUUGCAGACUGAAAGAUUACAGACGUGUUAAGACAACUAUCAAGCCUUUAGUAUCUAUGUGCAAUGUACGAGAUCCAAAUUGGAAUAUUGAAGAUUGUCAGGCUGAUAUUAUAUUUGAGAAGGACUUAUAUCAUAUACCUAUGGUAGAUCCUACAGCAUACAUCAUAAGAGGUCGACACAGAUCACUACCAUUAAUGGCUUUAAUAAGUGAAGAUUGCCAACAAACAACGAAUAAUUGUUUAGCUACAAAUGGACUAUCAGUUCAAGACUACCUAGCUGAUAUAGAUGAAAACGAGCCAUUGCCAUUGAUGCCUUCUAUGGGUAUUGGUAAAGUAAUAACAAAGCCUGGUAUGAGUCAAAAUGGACCACCAUCAAUGUCUGGUAUGGCUCAAAAUAGACCCAUAAUGGGUUACAAUGGAUCACCAAUAAGGUCUGGUAUGGCUCAAAAUAGACCCCUAAUGCCUUAUAUGGAUUACAAAAGAUUACCAAUAAGGCCUUUUAUGAGUCAAAAUGGACCACCAUCAAUGUCUGGUAUGGCUCAAAAUAGACCCAUAAUGGGUUACAAUGGAUCACCGAUAAGGUCUGGUAUGAGUCAAAAUGGACCACCAUCAAUGUCUGGUAUGGCUCAAAAUAGACCCCUAAUGCCUUAUAUGGAUUACAAAGGAUUACCAAUAAGGCCUUUUGGACCACCAUCAAUGUCUGGUAUGGCUCAAAAUAGACCCAUAAUGGGUUACAAUGAAUCACCAAUAAGGUCUGGUAUGGCUCAAAAUAGACCCCUAAUGCCUUAUAUGGAUUACAAAGGAUUACCAAUAAGGCCUUUUGGACCACCAUCAAUGUCUGGUAUGGCUCAAAAUAGACCCAUAAUGGGUUACAAUGGAUCACCAUUAAGGUCUGGUAUGAGUCAAAAUGGACCACCAUCAAUGUCUGGUAUGGCUCAAAAUAGACCCCUAAUGCCUUAUAUGGAUUACAAAGGAUCACCAAUAAGGCCUUUUAUGAGUCAAAAUGGACCACCAUCAAUGUCUGGUAUGGCUCAAAAUAGACCCAUAAUGCCUUAUAUGGGUAAAGGAAAAUCAUCGACCAUAAAUAAAUAUGCAAAUCAGUAAUAAGCGCCAUCAUCUACAUAAAUAAAAGGUAAACACUAAGUAUUAUUAUACACUUUUGUACAUCAAUUGAUCAAAAUGUUGUUAAACAACUAUUUGUUUUUGAAAAUUAUGACAAUUUUUAUAAAAUAGAAUAUGUGCCAUUUGAUAUUAUUAUUAAGACAAUUAUGGAAAAAUGUAUUAUUUAAUUAUUGUAAGUGUUUUGCAUAAAUAUUCAUUUUUACUACACUUCUAAUUGUUUUACCUACUUAUCUAUUUGUAUUUUUUUUUACCACAGUUAUUGAUUUAAUAAAAU